AUGUUUAUUUCUGAAACACUCACUAUUAACUAAUCUCCUCAACAUUAGCUUCAAACCAUUGAAUAAUCACAAUAGCGCAUCCAGCCAUUCGAGAACAUUUAAUUUGGCUAGAUGUCGAAAUCAACAAAAAUUAUCCCAGAGCUCAAAAUGAGAAAAGUCUAUCUGAUGAAGGUUUGGUAUAAUAGAGUAAUUUAGGAUAAACUGAGGAAGAAGUAUGUUUGGCUGGAAAUGAAGAUAAAUCAAUACAAAGAAAAAGAUUCAAUUUUGCAAGAUGAGAUGAAGUUCUGCAGGAUUUGUCUAUGCGAUGAUGGCAACUCUGAUCUUAUAAGACCUUGUAAAUGCAAAGGAUCUCUAUAAUUUAUUCAUGAGAAUUGUCUGAAAUUAUGGGUCUUAGAAAAGCAAGGGAUAGAGAAGGUCUAUCAAAAUGAUUUAGAUUGCGAAGUAUGUCAUUCGAAGUUUUUAAUGGAGACUAAAUUCUCUAAUUAAAGGUAACUGAGAAUGUUAAGAAGUGCACCAAGAGCUAGAAUAUGUUGCUGGACAAUUGAAAUAAUCAUGUCUCUAGGGAUGCUUGGAACCAUUAUUGCCUUGAUCUAUUAGAUUGUUGUAAGAUUCAAAUAUUAUAAAAUAUAGAACGGAAAAAUAGAACCUCUGAUAUUGGCAGGCACAACUAUAUUUGUUAUUUUAUUGAUUCUGAUUCUCUCCUUGAUUUAUGUAAGCUGCGUGGAUUAGAUUUCAAUUGAAGUUCUCGACCCUUGGAGAUUCAUUGAUGUACAAAUGGAGAGUGAUUCUAAAUCUAUUUCGAUACUUGAAUUAGACAACUCAAACAAGUAGACUAUUUAGAUUAUUAACAAAAGUGAUUAAAGAAAUAAUGUGCGCUUUUCCACUAUAAAUAUAAUUUAGAUACAGAAUUGA
Messenger RNA from Paramecium tetraurelia, 912 nucleotides. RefSeq lists its product as uncharacterized. The transcript is spliced from 3 exons. The record is from RefSeq and is a predicted model, not a curated record. Gene Ontology annotation, molecular function: zinc ion binding. NCBI's taxonomy places the organism in Eukaryota, Ciliophora, Oligohymenophorea, Peniculida, Parameciidae.